Molecule: messenger RNA, 3238 nt
Organism: Chlamydomonas reinhardtii
Lineage: Eukaryota; Viridiplantae; Chlorophyta; Chlorophyceae; Chlamydomonadales; Chlamydomonadaceae
Exons: 4
Coding region: 486-1862 (458 amino acids)
Molecular function (GO): protein binding
Source: RefSeq, a predicted model, not a curated record
GGUGUUGAUUGCACAUCUACUUGCAUGCAUAGCAGAUCGAAAACGAAAACCCAAACUUUUGAGUUAUGCCCCUCCUUCAGGCCCACGAGCCGACCGCUGAAGCGGCAUGGUCUUGUGAGGUAUCCGCAGCUGGCCCGGCUUGUUGCUCCAAGCGCUUACAGCUGCUCCGGCUCUCGCCCAGCAGUAGGCCCUCGUCCUGCUCGGCUCGACUGCGCUUCCCUCGCAGCGAACUCGGGUUCAGCUGGUAGAGCGAGCUGCUCGCAGCUGCCCACUCCGGAACGUUCCUUGCAUCCUUAAGCGCAGAUAUAUCUACAACCAUUCACUUCUUAUCCUUUAGUAGUCCUUAAUCAACCAGAGCUAAGUCCAGGUCGACCCGGCUUUGGCACGCCGCGCCAUCGUCCGGCCCGCCCGUGCGCGCGGGCCCGCAGGCGCCUGCUGGCCCUAGAACGCCUCUUGCUGAGGCUCUUAAGGACUCAGGCAGGGGCAUGGCAUCGCUAACCAAGCGGCUGAUGGGCGGCUGGACGGAGCUGCACGGAGCUGCAGCCAAUGGCGACCUGCAGCGGGUGCGGGCCCUGGUCCUCAAGAGCCCCGCCGACAUCGACAAGGUCAACAAGGAGCGGCAGACGGCUCUGAUGCUGGCUGCCGGGGGGGGCUGGGACGCGGUGGUGGGGGAGCUGCUGGACAGACACGCCGACUGCUGCGCGCAGGACGAGGCGGGCCGCACAGCGCUGCACCACGCCGCGGCGGCGGGCAAGGCGGUGGCGGUGACGGCGCUGCUGGGGCCGCGCAACACCAGCCCGCCCGCGGACCGCGCCAAACUGCUGGCGCUGCGGGACCGGGAGGGGCGGGACGCGCUGGCGGCGGCGGUGGCGGCGGGCUGGGUCGCCACAGCGGAGGCCAUCAUACGGGGUGGCGGCGACGCGGCGCGCAGCAGCGGCGACGCGUCCGGCUGCGGCCUGUUGCACCUGGCUGUGGCGUGCGGCCACACCCACAUGCUGCCGCUGCUGCUACCCGCAUGCGGCGGCGCCGCCGCACUGGAGCGUCGCCACCCAGCCACCGGCGGCACGCCCCUGCACACCGCCGCCGCCGCCGGCGCGCUGCCGGCCGUGGAGUGGCUGCUGGGCGCGGGCGCCAGCACCACCACACGCGACAACGCCGGACGCACAGCGGCGGAGGCGGCGCUGGCGGCGGGGCAGCACGCGGCGUGCCGGGCCAUCCGCGGCAGCAGCAGCAACAGCAGCGGCAAGGCGACAGCGGGGUUAGGAGCCAGCGGCGGAGGCGCAGGCGCAGGCGGAGGCGGGGUUGGGGUGGUCGGUGCGGGUUCGCUGCCCCCGGCGGCGGCGGGCACGGGCGCGUCCAGCCAUUCGCUGUAUGGCCCGGUGCCGGGGACUGGGAGUGGGAGCGGGGGUGGUGGGCUGCAGCCGGCGGCAGGGGCGGCGGGAGCAGGGCACCCUGCCCCCGCCGCGGCAGCAGGCUCCCUGCAGCCGCCCUUGCCAGCCCUGCAGCCGCAGCAGUACCCGCAGCAGUACCCGCAGCAGUACCCGCAGCAACAGCGGCUGCCCGCCUCGGCCGUGCCCUGGGCGCAGCCGCCAACGCCCUCAGCAGCGGCCAGCAGCUCGGCGCACUCGCUGGCGCCCCACGGCACCGCGGCGGCGCCGCCUCACGCGACGCAGCCCCAGGCCGCCCCCGCCACCUAUCCAUACACCGUCCCCGCAUCCCAGCAGCCCCAACAGCCCCAGCAGCUGCAGCAGCCGCAGGCCGCCGCGUCUGGGCCGGGUGCGGGACGGAUGCAAAUCCCGAGUGAGCCGCCGCCGUCUGCCUACUACCCCACCCCGCCGCCCGGAGCUGGCGUGUACUACUAGCUGCGCAUCGUGAAGCGGAUGGGCAGCCCUUGCGUCAAAGGAAACAUGACGGGCGCACACGAUGCAUGUGUGUGUGUCGUGUGUGCAUGAUUCAUUAGCCGACCGCCGCAGGAGUGCAGGAGUGCGUGUAAUAUGUGUGGCGUUAGGCAGGAGUGGUGGCAGGCCAGCGGCCCAACAUAGCUUCCCAGGAAGACUGUCAGACAUUUUGCCGUUGAGUGUCGUGUAUGGAUAGGAGGCGUCCCAGCAUUCCUGCAUGCGUUCCCGGUCGUGGGAUGCAAGGCGGCGGCGACGGCCCUGCUGCCCCGCCCGCUGCGGCGUGUGCCGGUGGUGGCUGGGCGAUGCAUGCCCUGGCGGCGGUGCCAGGACUCAGCAGGACAACGCGGGUGCGAGUUGGCCUCCGGCUGUUGGUGACAGAGGGCGUUGAUGGAUGUUGGGCCCUUGUUUACAGUUGGAAGGUGGGCGGCACCGUUUCGGCUUCCAUGCGCAACUGCCAUACAGUGUUGUAGAGGUUGUUGCAUUCACGUGCAGAUGCAUGGACUGUUGCGAUGCGGCGCAGCGGGCCAAACUGCAAGCCUGCAAGCCAGCGCCCAUCCCAGCGUAUGCCGUACCCGGCGGACCCCCGUUUCCUGUGCACAGCCCCCGAACAUUCUCAUCCCCCAAAGUGUCAAAAGGUCCGUUGCCCCCCUCUUGUCACUCAAAUGAACACAAUAUGUAUACGGUAAUACGGUAGGUGCUGGACUGCUGGUUCACAUUCCACCGUACGGUACUGGACGCAUCCACUCACCAAACGGCAAGGGACAGUCCCCCGCGGCUGCAGCCCUGCAGCCCAGGGGGCCGCCACGAACAAACGGCACGCUCCGGGCACGAAACCCUGACGGCCUAGACCCCUCCCUUUCUCUGGCGGACGACUGCCCAAUAAUGCACGAGAUAAACGAAAUCGAAUUGUCAUAUAGUGAAACCGAUUGUCCAUCCAACUACCACAACGCCAAAAACAGCUGCUGUAUGUUAUGUGUCACACACACACAUGACGACGAAUGAACAACCCGCCAUGGCUGGCUCAACCCCACGUGGCUAGCUAAACCCCUGAACUGCCGUGCCUAGCUACAAGUCCACGCCCAUGUAGGCCAACCAGCCGCCUAUGCCCGCCGCCAACGCACCCACCGCCCCCAGCAGCACACCCGGCCGCCGCGCGGGGGGGCAGAUGUCCACCACCUGCACGUGUGGAUUGGAGUGGAGUGUCGUGAAUUGGAUUGGAGUGGAGGGGGUUCCCAAGUAGGCGUGAGUGGGCAUGCUUGCGUGUGUGAGCACGGCACGGGGUGGAGUAGAUGGGGGAUUCCAGGCAUGACUGGUGGAGGGUGCGAUGUGAGCUGGGGGCG